AUGUAUUUUAAGUCCAUUAUUAAAGAUACGAUAGCUAAUGUUGCGUCACCAUUAAUCGAUGGUAUUACUAAACGUUUUGAAAAACCUCAAUACCGUUGUUCGAUCGAUGGAGAUAUAUCUUCAAUAUCUAAAACAAUAUUCAUCAUCUUAUUUAUCAUACUUGUCAUCAAACCAAUGAUAGCUGGAAUCGGAUUCAAUAUGUUUUUACCAUCAUGUUGUAAAAAUAAACAGAGAAAAAAUUUGAUUGCUCAAAGUCAGUAUCGAACUACAUUACUUGUUACAAUAUUUUUAUUAUUAAAUUUUUUUUUCGCAUUUCCAUAUUAUUUUGUAUCAACGUUUAAUGGUAUUCUAACAAGGGUACAAUCAACAAAACAUGUAUUUAUAAUUGUAUUAAAAAUAUGUUUUAUUCUAAGAAUAUCAAAUAUUAUACUUGAAUGUCUCGCAUUUUUUAUAUUUGAACGAAAUUCAUGGAUAGUUUUAAGUAAAAUAUUAUUUUAUUUAACAUGUAAACAUUUUGAAGUAUUGAACGUACAUGAUGACGAAUUAUUAAUGAGUACAGAUGAAGAAAUUAAUAAAUCAAUUAGGAUCUUACUUCAAGGACAAUCAUCAUCAUCUACGCUAACACAAGAUUCAAAUGAAGAUGAUUAUGAAACAAUGAUUAUGACAAAUCAAAAACAGCCAGAUAAAAAACGUAAUGAUCAAAAUCAUGUAGUGAAAAAAAAACCUAAUAAAGAAACAUUAAAAGCGUCAACGGAAUCUGACACCAGUGAUGAAGCUGUUCCUAGACCAAAGCAAGUUAAAAAGAAGCCAAAUCAUAUUCUAAAAAAAUCCGAAAGUGAUACGAUUACUGAUGAAGAAGUACUAGAACAAAUGGCAAUAAUGAUAAAGAAAUCUAGCAAAAUGGAACAACAAACACUGCCUGAUAAUGAAACAAAUGAUAUUGAAAUGAGGCCAACAAAUAUUAAAAGUAAAAGUAAGAAAAAGGACGAAAAAGAAGAUAAUCAGGUGUUGAAGAAGCUCUCACCUAGCUCAAAAAUGACUUCCAAUCAUGUUCGAUCAAACAUCCCAAAGCCAAAAAAUAAGGCAAUCGAUGAUGAACAAAGUAGCGAUUAUGAUGAUGAUGUUUUUGAAAAAGAAAAGUUAUCUUCUGAUGAUCAAAUAAAUAUUAUUCAGCGUAAACCAAAAAAUCAUCUUUCAAAUAAUAAAGAUAUGAUUAGGAUCAACAAUGAAACGCGUAGAGCUUUUGACGAUAAAAUAACUAUUGUACCAACACUACCAACAGAUACUCUCAAAAAUAGCAAUAGAUUAAAAAUCACAUCAAAUCAUACACAACAGAACAAUAUGGAUAAAACGAAUAGGGCAAGAGCAAAAUCAUUAAAAUAUCAGACAAAAAUAACAGAAAUGUCUCAUGAUGUUUGA
Messenger RNA from Didymodactylos carnosus, 1419 nucleotides. The record is from the annotation of a GenBank genome assembly. Lineage: Eukaryota; Metazoa; Rotifera; Eurotatoria; Philodinida; Philodinidae.